Molecule: messenger RNA, 894 nt
Organism: Caenorhabditis briggsae
Lineage: Eukaryota; Metazoa; Nematoda; Chromadorea; Rhabditida; Rhabditidae
Exons: 4
Source: RefSeq, a predicted model, not a curated record
GAUCUGUCAAAAGUGGUGUUCAAUCCGUCGAAAUCGUUCACAUUUCAACCGGUCCAACGGAAACAACAGGCCUCUCUGGAGAUCACGAACAACUCCACGAGUGCUGUUAUGGUCAAAUUCAAGAAUACGAAUCCUAGUGUCUUCUCGACGGUUCCAAAACUUCAUAAUUUGGGCAUUGGAGAAAAGUUCACUUUCAAGUGCAACUUUCGAGGAUUGGCCAAAGAGAAGUGCAAAAAGAAUGAUAGAUACACCGUUGUCCUGAUCGCUGUGUCCAAAAAUGCAAAUAUGGAGAGAAUCAAGGGAAAGGAGCACUCAACAGCUACUCUGAAGCACAUGAUCCAUAUUGUGUAUCCAGGAGUGAAUGACGAGAAAGAGAACCAACAACCAACUCAAAACGAUGAUGAGGAGGAUAAGGAUCGAAAGGGACGUAUGAGAGCGAAGACCAAGGUCGAGGCACCGGCUGCACAGGUUAAGAAGGCCAAACUCAUCUUCCUCACUCGCCCAGAGGAGGAAUCUGUGUCCGACGAAGACGAGGGUGGUCCAUCGCCGAAGAGUGAUGCUCCACCACCUUCUGAUGAUAUGAUGACUACUCGUCCAGCUGGAUUCUUCAAUGGACAAGUGGCUUCGAAUGGAGCUCCAGGAGGAGCUCCUGCUGGUGGUGCUGCCGACCCGAAGAGCCUUGGAAUGCUUACUACUCGUCCAGCUGGACAGUUUACUGGACAGCAAGUGGGCGGAGCUUCUGCUGAUCCAAAGAGUGCUGGUAUGAUGACGACUCGCAACGCGGGAGCAUUCAAUGGUCAGGUGAUGCCAAAUCAAGGUGGAGAAGGUGGAGAGGCAUUGAAGACGACGAAGCAGGCAGGAAGUUAUGAGAAUCCACAGCAGAAGAAUAAAUAG